GACGGCCAAGCCCCUGCCUCCGGUCCUGCUACCACUCCACGUCCACUCGAGCCCCCCUUCCCCAGCUCUAGACUACUCGCUCGCGCUCACUCAGUACUCGUCGUGGUCGCUCCCUCGGCCUCUCGUCGUCGGGCUCGACUCGUUCUGCUUCUGCUCCUCGUGUGUUGCUGUGAGUUCCGGACUUGGCUUGGGCCUGCCUGCCUGCUUAUCCAUCUGCCAGCCGAGACCGCCAUCCCGCCCGCCCGCCCGCCCGCUCGCUCGCUCGUCGGUCGGCCCCUCCACCCCAUAGCACAGUUGAAGAGUAGAGAGAGCGAGCCGGGAGAGUCGGAUUGCAGUUGUGCUGCUGAGCUCUGAGUUGGGCUGUGACAGAGGGAAGGAGUGAGAGUGCGAGAGAGGAGCGAGGCAGUCUCAAAGAGGAAGCAGUGCGUCGGGGACUCGGGCAGAGCGCGUUUCCACUUGCCUCGAAAGGGCGUGAGAGGAACGUGUCUGCGGAGGCCUGAGACUGCGGCUACAGCUGCUCGUCGCAUUGCGGAGGACAGCAGGAGGCAGAAGAUCCCGCUGUGGGGACGCUGGCUGGCUGGCCAGUCGAGAGCAGUGCAGACGGCACUGAAUCGGCAGGUGGACGAGGGAGCGUGCUCGUUGUUGAAAUCCCGGUAAUCUGUGCCGAGCAAGCCAGCGCUGUCGAUUAUUAGUACGCCUCUCUUUCGAGCUGAAUCAAUUGGAUCGCAAGGAGAGACGAAGGGCGAGUGGGAGUGCGACCGGAGGAACAGGGCGAGGUGCUAAGGCACAGUCGCGCUGUGCCUCCUGUGAUCGCCCAUUGUUAGCUCGAGUGGAUUCGGACUAUCCCUCCGGUCGAAAAGCGGAUGCUGUAGCGAGACUCGGUGGCCGGACGAGUUGGAAAAUCAUUGGGCGUAGUUGCUAGGAUGUACAGGAUGACUUUACCACUGCAGCAAGUUGCGCUCGCUCCUUCCCCAAUGCCAGGGCACUUCGACGGCGACGCCAACGCUAGAGCAAAUGCAAAACAACUUAUGUUUUUGAAGAACCUUCAGGGUGUUCUUGAUACCAAUGUCGCGGAGUCAGUCGAUGACGAGAAUUUGGAGAAACUUCAGGUCCAAGCCAAAGAGCUGACGAUGAAAGAAGAGCACGAUCACGAGGACCUUACACCUGCGCUGCUGACAGUCAAUGGGAAAGUCUAUGACGUUGCCUCAUUUCUUGAUCUUCAUCCCGGGGGUGCCGAUCUGAUUACGGAACACCUCAACGGCAAGGACGUGGGUCGACUGAUGAAAGGCCUGGAUGAGCCAGGGGCGCACAUCCACAGUAAGGCUGCCAUGAAAAUGCUGGAGCAGUUCGUAGUUCAGAAGAGUGUUGAAAAGAGGGCGGAAGAAACUACCCCUGUUAUUGAGAAGAAAUUUGAGAUUGACCUCACUAAACCUCUCGUCGCCCAGGUCGGAUACCUCGGGAAAGAUUACGACGAGUGGGUUCAUACACCUAUCAUUUGCAAAGAAAGCCCGCGAUUCUUUGAAAGCGACUGGAUUGAGUUCUUGACUCGUACCAAGUGGUGGGUUAUUCCGCUGGUGUGGAUGCCUGUCGUUCUGUGGAGCGAAAUGCGAGCAGUAAAGUUCGGGUUGCCGAUGGAGAUGGUGAUUCCGUACAUGCUUGUGGGAUGUGGUCUGUGGACCAUAGCCGAAUACCUCAUUCACAGAUUCCUCUUCCAUAUGAAAGCUACCACCUACUGGACUGCCAAGGCUCAUUACGUCCUUCACGGUUUCCACCACAAGCAUCCUAUGGAUUCUAUGCGGCUGGUCUUCCCUCCCGCAUUUACAUUCUUCUUCAGCUACGCUCUAUGGUGGCUCAUGAAGGCCAUAUUCCCGAACGGCGUGUCGCAGUCUGUUUCUGGAGGUGGCCUAUUGGCAUACAUCGUGUACGACCUAACCCACUACUUCCUCCACUACGGGAACGCUUUCAGCGAGAGGCUGAGAAGCAUGAAGAGAUACCAUUUGAAUCACCACUUCAAGGUACAGUCGGACAGUUUUGGCAUAACGUCUGAGUUCUGGGACUGGGUUUUCGGAACUCUGCCUGCACAAUACGCAAAGCUGCACUCCCAGUAGAUGAAUACCUGCACCAGUGCUUUGAGGCACCCCCCUGGACACUGUUCGUGCCUUCUACAUCAUGGUACAUAUCGCUCCUCGAAAGCAUUACGAAUCUCAUCGUGUCAGCAAGUCCUUCCACAUUUCAGCGAAUUUCAGCUUGCCGAGGCCAGCUGGAGCCGGAAGGCCGGGAAGGUUGUUUGACACAUGAGGACAUGAUUACUCCACAAACGAUACGUUGGCUCCAGAUGACGAGAUAUUGGGUCCCGCCUGGAGGUUUCACUCCCUUGGAAGAAAGGGAUGUGGAAGAGUUUUGAAGAAAGGUUAAGAAUCCGGAGGCUUGUUUCAAACCUGGUAUACUCAAUUAUGUGAUAUUAGCUUAUGAACGUCUCUCAUCUCCAUUUGCGUUAUCUCACUGUGAAUAGUGCUGCUAUUGUACACAAGCUUAGCGAAGAGACAAGCUUCCUUUACUCUUACUGAAAUCCUCCGAGAUUCUCCUUCCGUAGACCGAGAUAGGUUGUCCAGUACUGUUCUGUACUACUAGGACAAAGUCAUUUUUUACGACAAUUGUGACCUAUUAGAUGAUGCCCCAAUUUAUUCACUCAAGAAGUGUCCUUCUCAGGACCAGUAAUAAAUGUACUGAUUUCUAAUGG
This is a messenger RNA of Marchantia polymorpha subsp. ruderalis, 2740 nucleotides long. NCBI's taxonomy places the organism in Eukaryota, Viridiplantae, Streptophyta, Marchantiopsida, Marchantiales, Marchantiaceae. The record is from the annotation of a GenBank genome assembly.